AUUGACAAUACUUCAUGUAAAAUUGUUUCCAAGAUGGAAGUUCAAAUUUCGGGUUGUGUUUUUUCUUCUCUAUUUCUGGAACUCGCAAACAGCCAGGGAGAUGUAGAAGGGUUUUUACUGGGAGACAUCGAAGAUGUUACGGAGACUACUGUCAGUGAUACUCAGGAUGUAAACAUACAACAUAAUCGUAUUUUUGCCGUCCAAGAGAUUGCAGUUUGUCAAGGAUUGUUCAGUUUUUAUGAUGGAGUUGGACAUGUGCAUUCAGAGAAACUUGACAGAAUUCUAGGAAAUAAAAGACAGGCUGCAUUAGGAUGGUUUAAAUUUAGAAGAAACACAAGGCUUGGUGUGUCAAUGAGAGAGAAAGCUGUUCAUAAAAGUCUGUUGGAGCAAUUUGGAAUUGAGGAUUCAGAAAAUUUCAUUUUCUCUGUUUUCUCAUCACAACACACCGACAAUCUAGCCACCCAUGCGUAUAAUUAUUUAGCAUUUUACUGCAAAACCCACCAUAGCAGAGGUUAUGAAGCAAUACCAAUAAAAAUCAUAAAUCUUGGAAAUACUGCCCAAACAGAGUAUAAGCAUAAAGAUGAGCCAACAACCUCCACGUCAAAACUGUAUCAGAAUGUCAUUGGUUCAUUUCGUGAUGAGUUCCUGGACAAUGUAGGGCAGUUACAACAAGUGAGACAUGCACGUUCAAUGUACAAAAACAUGUUGAUAAAAAUGAAGGGUUUAAAGAAAACUGUCCAUAAAAGUGAAACACAGCUGAAAAACUUGUCAGAUGAUAUUGAGAUUCUUAAAGAACAACUGGAAAGAGCAAAACAAGAAAAAAGAUCAAGAAAAGAAGCAAGAAUUGAUCUUAUUGUAUUAGAUGAUGAAAGUGAUCAAGAUUUGAUGUCUUUUGAGGAUGUGGAUACACAAGAUAAAGGUUCAAAAAAUCCAACAAAACAUUUAGUUGUUGCAGGACAUAUUGAUUCGCAUAGCGUGCAAGAAAAAGACUUUGUGGAAAUAUCUGCUAAUCAUGUUAAUACAAUGGAAUCAAAUGGGGACAACAAGCUUAAGACGUAUAACCUUCGAAAAAAAUCUCCACAAUAUUAAGAUUAGUUCAACUAUGUGUG
Molecule: messenger RNA, 1109 nt
Organism: Dendronephthya gigantea
Lineage: Eukaryota; Metazoa; Cnidaria; Anthozoa; Malacalcyonacea; Nephtheidae
Product: BRISC complex subunit Abraxas 2-like
Exons: 10
Coding region: 34-1089 (351 amino acids)
Cellular component (GO): nucleus
Molecular function (GO): polyubiquitin modification-dependent protein binding
Source: RefSeq, a predicted model, not a curated record